CUCGCACUACCCUCGUAAGCAACGAAAUGCCAAUCUAACAUUAUCCUUUAAUAAUUAUUUAUCUCGACUUUCAAGACCGUUAUCAUAAUCAUCUUCGAAAAGACGACCGCAUCAUGGCAGAGGUGAUACAGCCGGGAUCAAGCCAGCUUGAUUCAAUGAAAGAUGAUGUCAAACAUGUAUAUUUCCACUCUGGAUCAGAAGCGACGUAUCGAGUGGUAUCAGAGAACGCAUCCGGCUUCACGUCUAUACCUAUCAUCGACCUGACUGAGCUAGAUGGCCCUCUUCCUCAGCGCAUGAAAAUUGCGAAAGAAAUCUUCAAAGCAUGUCACGAGUGUGGUUUCUUUUACAUCAGAAACCACGGGAUUUCCCUGGAGCUCAUCACAGAAACUUUCUCACUGCUCAGGAGAUUCUUUGCGCUCGACUUGGACACAAAGAUGAUAGCCCACGUACAAAAGAACCCGGCCAUUCGAGGUUAUGAACCCAUGCUAGAAACACGUCUAGAUCCUAGAACAUCCGGAGACAUCAAAGAAGCUUUCACCAUGGGUGAUUGUGCCAUCGAGCCGGAGCAAGACUAUAUAGGUAGAACUGGGAAACCGCCUCCAGCUCAUAUCACUCGACCACAGAAUAUUUGGCCAGAAAGCGCACCAUGGUGGCGGGAUGGGCUGUACAAAUACUACCACCAUGUCUUCCCUUUAUCAAUGAAGCUCGUCCGCAUAUUUGCACUAGCAUUCGGCCUUGACGAAGCUGCUCUGGACGACAAAUUUCGAUUCCCGAUAACAGGCAUGCGGCCACUUUACUAUCCACCGAUGACCGCGACGGAUAAUGAGGCCAGCGUUGGGUUGGGGGCGCAUGCAGAUUUUUCUUGGCUGACUUUAGUGUUGCAAGAAGACAAUGUACCCGCACUCGAAGUGCUCAAUGCCGAUGGCGUUUGGGUCAAUGCGCCCCCAAGACCUGGUACGCUGGUCUGCAAUGUCGGGCAAUAUCUCGAACGUCAGACAAACGGGCAAUUCCCUGCGACGGUCCACCGGGUCAGGAAUCAGACGGGGCAGGAGCGAUACUCGCUUCCUUUCUUCCUGACCAUGGAUCCAGAUGUCGACCUGGGUGUGCUGGAUAGCUUCAAGGAGCCAAACGCGGCGCCGAAGUAUGACAUUAUAAACGUAGGAGAUCUUUACAUCCGCCGCGUUUUGCCAGCAAGGAAGAAGCACCCCACCAGCAUCAAGUACGUGGAUACACCUCAAUGCGAAUGGUCGUACCGAAUGCUGCUAUCUUAGAUUAUGAGGGGAUACUCUGGCUGGUUGUCCAUGGGGCCGCCAAAGCUGUAAAGGUCAAUGUCGGUGUUGAAGCGUAGCAAGGGCUGGGAGCCGUUGUAGCGGCCAGACCGUUUGUAGCGUAGGCUCUGCGUUAGGCAAGAAUAUAGGGGUUGCUCUGCCGCUGAGUCAAGAAUUUAUCAGCCGUGAACAGUCC
Messenger RNA from Truncatella angustata, 1464 nucleotides. Its product is annotated as 2og-Fe oxygenase family protein. The record is from RefSeq and is a predicted model, not a curated record. Bases 114 to 1271 code for a protein of 385 amino acids. Gene Ontology annotation, molecular function: dioxygenase activity. The transcript has 4 exons. NCBI's taxonomy places the organism in Eukaryota, Fungi, Ascomycota, Sordariomycetes, Amphisphaeriales, Sporocadaceae.